AUGAAUUAUGCAAACAAAGGUAAUUUAAGAGGAAAUUUAACAAGAAUAGUCAAAAGUAAAUGGUAUCAAAAAUUAUAUAUGUUAUUUGAAACUAUUUCUGGACUUAAUAAUAUACAUAGGCAAGAGCUUAUUCAUUGUGAUAUUCAUGAUGGUAAUAUUUUAAAUCAUGAUGAAAGUAAAAUUUAUAUUAGUGAUUUAGGGUUAUGUAAACCUGUAAAAUCAUUUUUGAAAAAAUAUGAUAUUUAUGGUGUUAUACCAUUUAUGGCACCUGAAAUUUUAAGAGGAAAUACAUAUACUCCAGCUAGUGAUAUAUAUAGUUUUUCUAUGAUUAUGUGGGAAUUUACAUCUGGAACACCACCAUUUAAUAAUAGAGCACAUGAUAUUCAACUUACUUUAAGUAUUUGUAAAGGUGAACGUCCUGAAAUUAUUGAAAAUACUCCACAAUGUUAUGUAGAAUUGAUGAAAAAGUGUUGGGAUGAAACCCCAUUAAAAAGACCAUCUUCUGAAGAAGUGUUAAAUAUUAUUAAAGAAUGGAUAUCCCUUCCAUAUGAUAUAAAAGUUGAAGAUGUUAAUGAAAAAUUAAAAUACAAUAUUAUGGAAUUUGUAAAUGCACCAAUUGGGCAUAACAAUAAUCUUGCUACUGAAUCUCAUUCACAGGCAUAUUAUAAAAGUCGCUUAAUUGAUUUUACUAUGAACAAAAUUCUUGAAAGUGAAGAUUCACAAGCUAAUGUAAAAAUGAAUGAAAUGCUAUUAAGUACUAGUGAAGAUUUGGAUGAUUGUAUAGUUAAUUUGGAUUCAUUAGAUAAAAAAUAAUUUGUGUUUUUAUAAGAAUUUAUAGUUUUUUUUGGGUGAUAUUUGGUGUUAUACAUUUAACAGAAAUUGUUGCUUAG
Molecule: messenger RNA, 890 nt
Organism: Rhizophagus irregularis DAOM 181602=DAOM 197198
Lineage: Eukaryota; Fungi; Glomeromycota; Glomeromycetes; Glomerales; Glomeraceae
Source: RefSeq, a predicted model, not a curated record